Messenger RNA from Fundulus heteroclitus (mummichog), 5309 nucleotides. RefSeq names its product ankyrin repeat and sterile alpha motif domain containing 1Ab (gene anks1ab). Bases 1121 to 2683 code for a protein of 520 amino acids. Gene Ontology annotation, cellular component: cytosol. NCBI's taxonomy places the organism in Eukaryota, Metazoa, Chordata, Actinopteri, Cyprinodontiformes, Fundulidae. The transcript has 14 exons. The record is from RefSeq and is a predicted model, not a curated record. Gene Ontology annotation, molecular function: protein binding.
AAGAGAGAGAGAGAGAGAGAGAGAGAGAGAGGGGUGGUUACGUGGAACAGCACCCCACUUCAUCAGGCAGCAUACGGCAGACCUGCAGUGCGAUCACACAGCAUAGCAAUGGGGCUAUGAGAACGAGAAGCGGAAAGCCAAGAGAGACGAGAGCAAGAAGGAGAGGGGGGGUGGCAAGUUGAAAAGAAGCGCUUGAGGGAUUUGCUCGGAUGAAAAGAAGGUGGUGGUGGUGGUGGUGGUUGGGAUGAUCAGUGGCUGCAUAGCCCAUCGUGGAUGUUGGAAGGACGUGGCAGCAGUGGCUGAGGUGCAGGCAGGUCUGUGGUCUUCUGUGUCGGAGUAGGAAGGCUUCAGGACGCUAUGCCCUGUGAGCAGUGAAGGGGUGGGGGGGUGGUGGUAAGUGUGCGUGUGCGUGUAUGUGUGUGCGUGUGUUCCUGCAUCAGCGCUGCCUGCAUGUCUCAGACAGGCGAGGGAUGCAGCAAACCUCUGCCCUGAGCUCACAGGCUGCUAGCUGCACCCAGCAAGGCGAAGAAGAGCCAGGUGGUCUCGGAGCAGGAGGCGGGGGGUUGCUCGCCUCAUGAAGGAGCUGGCCUAACGCGCACCGUGGUCCCACGGCGGUUCCUCGCUUCAGGGGAGGGGAGAGAGAGAGAGCUCACCUGCCGAGCGCUGGAUCUGAACCUGGAUUUACGGCUCCGAGGAGAGAGGAGACAGACAGCGAGCCCCCAUCGGAAGGUGUGUGAAUGCCGGGCUGCACCGGGGGCACCGGGAGCACCGAGGACACUGAGCCUUUUUGCCGCGCAGCUCACCUGGAGCGAGGAAUAUCUUCUUGGAUUUGAAUAUGAAUUGAGGAGUUUGGAAUCGGCUGCCUGGAAAUCCGGCGUUUCUUUCAUGUGGGAUUUACAAUAUGUCUACCUGAUCGUACUCUGUGUGGCUCUGGAGUAAGGACGCAACAUGAUUUGAGCGAAAUUUGUAUUCCUUGAGUUAAAAAAAAAAAAAAAAAGAAUAAUAAUGAAUAAAAAAAAAGAAUAAUGAUAACAUGGGUACCUCAACAGUACUUUAGAAUGCUGCUACCUUCAUUGUAUGAGCCUUGUCCUAGCUCUCAAAGAGGUUGACCAAUGAAGCCAUGGGACUCAGCCAGAGCUUUACAAAUGGGGCCUGUGGUAAAGCCCUGGACCAGCCGGUCGGAGAGUGGCUGGAGCACGUGGGGCUGCCGCAGUACGAGAGCAAGUUCCUGCUCAAUGGCUUUGAUGACCUACGAUUCAUGGGAAGUAACGUGAUGGAGGACCAAGAUUUAAGAGACAUGGGGAUCACUGACCCAGGACACAGAAAGAAAAUCCUCCAUGCAGCACGCAGCUUCCCCAAGGUGAAACCACUGGGUUGUGAUGGCAGCACAUCUUUAGCUUCUUGGUUGGACGGCCUUGGCCUGCAUGAGUAUCUGCCCAACUUUCUGUCUAACGGCUACCGAACCCUGGAGUGCGUAAAGAACUUGUGGGAGCUGGAGAUUGUCAAUGUUAUUAAAGUCGGGCCCUUAGGCCACAGGAAGAGGAUCAUUGCAUCUCUCGCAGAGAGACCCUAUGAGGAAGCUCCGUCUAAAUCCCGACGGCUCUCCCCAAUUAUGUUCCACGACCUCCUGUCCCAGACCACCUCACCCCUCAGUCAGCUGGACCCCUACACCAGUCGCUCCAUGGACAUGCUCCUCCCCCUGACCGAGUCCGACCGAAGGCGAAGAGCGCUCGACCAAGACUGUAGCAUUUCCCUGCGAUCCUAUAAUGAGAGGCCUCGCUCUGUAGACAGACACAGCGAACGACACAAAGAGUCUCGUGUCAACGUCCGGCCGCCGAGCCACUCCGCCACGUACGCCACCGUGUCCGCCUGGCAUCACCAGCCGGAGAAGCUCAUCCUGGACUCCUGCAGGUACGAGGCGACAUAUUUAGGAUCAUUGAUAAUCAGGGAUUUACGAGGGAUUGAGUCCACACAAGAUGCCUGUGCAAAAAUCCGGAAAUCAAAGGAUUCCAAAAAGGGCCCAGUCGUCAUACUGUCCAUUACCUACAGAGGUGUCAAGUUCAUUGAUGCCGCCACUAAGACUAUAGUCGCAGAGCACGAGAUCAGAAACAUCUCGUGUGCCGCCCAGGACCCAGAUGACCUCUGUACGUUUGCUUACAUCACCAAGGAUUCGAAGAGCGGCCAUCACUUCUGUCAUGUCUUCAGCACUGUGGAAGUCAUCCAGACCUACGAAAUCAUCCUAACACUGGGACAGGCAUUCGAGGUGGCUUAUCAGAUGGCGGUUCAGUCCAGGGCGAGACAGUACGUGCCUCCAACGUCUCUGGGCUCAGAGUUCAUAGAAACCAAAACCAGCCGCCCGGUGUCUCAGUCGUGGAACAGCAUGAGAAGAUCAGCGGGCGCCCCUCUGCUCGAAUGCCGCUGCUGUCACUGUCACACGUGUACUACCCACCGUCCUUCCUUCCUCCCGUUGCACUCUGUUAGCCCUGGAAUCCAGAUCGACCCCCUGGAGAUGGACGCCGACAUGCAGUCGCUGGGCAGCACCACCUGGCUCUGUGACCAGCGGGACUCCAACAGGCGUCCCGUCAGCACCAACUCACCCCAACGUUCAAGUUUCCGGACACCAAGCUGUGAGUUGGAAGGGGAGCAGCCGAUGCGAGUGUGUUUUUUGCGUGUGUUGAAUUAGUGCACAAAGCAGUGGGAAUAUGGUAAAAACAAAAGAAGAAGAAGGAGAAGGAGCCAACUAGUGUUACUCUGACAUUUAGGUCUCACUCUGUACACCUCCUGCUCCUCCACUGCUCCCAAGAUGAAUUCCCAACUCACAGUCAAAAGGAUAAAAAAAUAAAAUAAAAAAGGUAACUUUUGGUCCCACAUCACCGGCUAACACAGGACCUGUAUAUCGCCCCUGGGUCAAGUCUGUUUCCUGGCCUCCGCGUGGCUUACAGGUCUGUAAGGUACUGUUACAUGUAGAGCACUGUAGACCCUUAGUAAUUUAGACGAUUAAUGCGAAUUUCUGUUGAUUCAGGUCUAUUGAAGAUGGCAAGAGUUGGGUUUGAUAAAGGGGUACCAAAAUGUAGAGAGACAAAGAGAGAGAGAAAACUGUACCAGCAUACAAUGCUUUGCCCAUAUUUGUGGUCAGAGUAUGGCUUGUUGUUGAAAAUGUGAUACUGUUUCAAAUUUCAAAGCAAUAUUAUAUUCAUGAUAUUAAAUAAUACAAAGACUAAAGAAACCCUCUCAAGUCUGUUGUCAGCAUUGAUUUUCUUUACAUGGCUGAGCAGUUAAAAAGAGACACGUUACACCAGCUGUUUCCAAAUCAAAAGUGACAUUACAAGACGGUAAUUAUCGUACAAUUGUGCUUUCAUUGUUUUCCCCGCUGAACGAGAUUAGUGGGUGGCGCAACUUCUAAUCUAAACAAACGAUUAGCCCCGUUUGUGCCUCUCGUCUGCGUUAUUAUUUUCAAGUUGCGGAGCUGAGCUCUCGCUGAUCUUUGGAGGGAGAAAAGAGAGAUUAGUGUUGCUCUUGUAGUCUAGUUCUCACAGAACCAUCAGAAUCAAAAGAAGUACGAACAAAGAAUUUAAAUGUGAGGCGAUUUAUUUUAGGGGUGACAGAAAAAAGACUUAAAUGACAACACAGUUUUACUUAUUCAACAUGUAAAGACUAAUACAUGAUCUCCGUAACAACUUCAGUAAGGUUUUAGCUCAAGAAACAAUUUCAACAUUGUUUGUGGUGAAGCAGAGAGAACAUCUUCCUUUCAGGAUCCUGGAAGUCUCCAACAACCCGAUUAAUUUUUUUAAAGUCUUUCUGAACAUUUAGCUUGCAGCUAAUGCACAGCUCUGCAACUUCCCACCAAAUUCACUUAAAGUUAAAGGAGAAUUCCUCUUUUUGCAUGUUGCACUUCAUUUAUUUAAACGUAGAGUGGACGUUUUUUACAGAAAUGUAGGUACAAAAAAAAAAAAGCCAAAGUCCCUUUUUCAAUAACUGUGCACGCGCAAAAUCAUCCCACCUGCUCUUCCGCUUCUCAGGGGGUUCAGGUGGAAAAAGAAAAUCUCCAAAAUACACUCUGAUCUAAUGGUCAAAUUUUAGCCAUGACAGAUUAGUUAUAAAAUGGUAAAACAAGGAAACAGCUAAAUAAUCACAUUUUUUAAACUUAAGUCAUGAUGUUAGUCUGUCACAGCUAGUGUUGUUUUUUUGACUUGGAUUUUUUUACAUUCAUGUUAUGAAUUUAUUUUCUUUCUUUUUUUUGUAGAAGAGCCCAACCAAGCAGUAGGUCUUGAAAAUAAAUGUUGGCUUGAAGGGCUUUGGCAACAGUCACUGCCCAUGUGCUGUUCCUAAGUACAAUGAAAAUCAAACAAAAUAGAAAUUAUAUCAUCUGCAUUAAUGUUUUAGUCAAUGGUGUGAUUUACUUAUUCACAGGAAAAACUACAUUACAAUAACAUUCCUACACCAGUUAGUUUUAUAAUCCAUUAGAAAUUAGCCUGAAUUAUUUAUCUGACCUUUGACAAUAAAUAUGAAACCUCCCCAAAUAAAUGUACUAACAUUGCAUGUAUAGAGGAAGAAAAAAAACAACAUAAAAUACGGCAGGAACUUUACACAAAACUAGACAGAUAUAAAAUAGCAUAUCAAGCAAAGACAGACAAUUAUACAACCAAACCUCGACAGGCUAAUUUGUCCACUUGAUAGUUCUGUCUAAAUUUCCAAACUAAUCCGCUUUCAGAUGAUGAGCCGUCACAGGGGACUGAUCAACCAAUCAGAAGCUGACUUGUGAGAACUUCGUCACACUGGGCAGCCAAUCGUUCCACCUUUUGAAGUCAUGGAGAUUUCACCUCAAAAAGUGUUAAUUGGACAGAAUGGUGCAUUUCUGGUGCUAACGUGACGUUAGCAGCAUCCUUGCUAACACAGGCUAACGUUCACAGCAGCAGCAAACGCUGCACACUAUCGAUCAAAGCUCACGAUUUAAAUCCAAAAUGUGCACACUUCACAGGGAAAAUUAUUUCACUAGAAAUUAAGAUUUCUCUUUUGAAAGCAAAGCUAAAAAUUUACCAUUUUAACUUUAAAUUUAACAAAACUAAAAUGGCAUUCUUGGUCAGAUUUGCAGCUGCAGCACAUGUUAGUCGAGUCACGUUGUUUUUCUUGUGCAUUCUUUUAAGGGUUUUUGAACAGCUCUUUCAAAUGCUUAAAUUACCAAGGCAGCAUGUAAGCAAGUUAUGCAGAGAUGACCCUCCCAUCUAAAUGGACCACCGGCUGGAGCUGAAAGUAACUGGUUACAUAAUAAUGUCAUAAUCAAAUCCAAAGAUAUGACUGAACUUGAAAAA